This is a messenger RNA of Dipodomys spectabilis (banner-tailed kangaroo rat), 2290 nucleotides long. It is a transcript of the gene Zfp2, whose product is annotated as ZFP2 zinc finger protein. Bases 425 to 1804 code for a protein of 459 amino acids. The record is from RefSeq and is a predicted model, not a curated record. The transcript is spliced from 3 exons. Gene Ontology annotation, biological process: regulation of transcription by RNA polymerase II. Gene Ontology annotation, molecular function: RNA polymerase II cis-regulatory region sequence-specific DNA binding; DNA-binding transcription factor activity. Lineage: Eukaryota; Metazoa; Chordata; Mammalia; Rodentia; Heteromyidae.
CAGGGUGAGGGCAGCGUCUCUCGGGCGCAGUCCGCGAAUCUCAGAGGCUUUCAGAGGAGGAGCGCUGACCGCAGGGCGAGGCCAAAAGCGGACCGAGGGGCGGAGCCGGCCGCGGAUGGGCUGGGAGAGCGUCCUCCGCACCCCCGCGGGUCGCCGGGCCACAGAGCUGCAGGAGUCUUUCUUCUCAUUGCUUCCUUUCCUUCCCUUGGCUUCGUCUCCUUUGAAGUUUACACAAUCUCUAGGAAGGACACACCAGGAAGGAUCCUACAGAAAAGAUCCCAUAGAGAGGAGCCCAUGGGAAUGACAGCAAAGACAAUGGCUGCUAGGUCUUGCUCCUGGGAGUGCAGACUGGGGGACAAGACUUGAGACAAAAGAAUCAACUCCAAAUCCCAACAUUCCUGAAUAUUUAUCCUAUUGGACCACAAUGGAAAGGGAACAAGUCUGGAAUUCAACCUGGGAAGCUGACAGAUGGUUAGAGAGGGAGCAGGACAGACAUGUGGGCCAAGUAGCAGUUACCCAUAAGGAAACCUAUACUGAGAAGAGCAUGUUCAGAGAUAAUGAAUUUGAAAGAGGUUCUGAUCAGGGCUCAAUCCUUGAUAUUCCCCAAAGCAUUCCUAUGUCAAAAAGGCCCCCAAAUUGGAAUUUACAUGGAAAAGAUGUGAAACAAAAUUCUGAGUUAAAACUCAUGAAAACGCAGAGAAUGUUUGUAGGAAAGAAAAUCUAUGAAUGUAAUGAGUGCAGGAAAACCUUCAGCCAGAGCUCAUCCCUUCUUAAGCACCAGAGGAUUCAUACAGGGGAGAAACCCUAUAUGUGUAACGUUUGUGGCAAGCACUUCAUCGAACGCUCCUCCCUCACUGUACAUCAAAGAAUCCAUACUGGAGAGAAACCCUACAAGUGUGAUGAAUGUGGGAAAUCCUUCAGUCAGAGCAUGAACCUUACUGUUCAUCAAAGAACUCAUACUGGAGAGAAGCCCUAUCAGUGCAAAGAGUGUGGAAAAGCUUUCCGCAAAAAUUCAUCCCUUAUUCAGCAUGAAAGGAUUCAUACGGGAGAGAAACCAUACAAAUGCAAUGAAUGUGGGAAAGCUUUUACACAAAGCAUGAACUUAACUGUUCACCAGAGAACACAUACAGGAGAAAAACCCUAUGAAUGUAAUGAAUGUGGAAAAGCCUUCAGCCAGAGUAUGCAUCUUACUGUACAUCAGAGGAGCCAUACUGGAGAAAAACCUUAUGAGUGCAGUGAAUGUGGAAAAGCAUUUAGUAAGAGCUCAACUUUAACUCUACAUCAGCGGAAUCACACUGGAGAAAAGCCCUACAAGUGUAACAAGUGUGGAAAAUCAUUUAGCCAAAGUACAUACCUUAUCGAACAUCAGAGACUUCACUCUGGAGUGAAACCUUUUGAAUGUAAUCAGUGUGGAAAAGCUUUCAGUAAGAAUUCCUCUCUUACUCAACAUCGAAGAAUUCAUACUGGGGAGAAACCUUAUGAGUGUAUGGUCUGUGGGAAACAUUUCACUGGAAGAUCAUCCCUUACUGUCCAUCAGGUUAUUCACACUGGAGAAAAACCUUAUGAAUGCACUGAAUGUGGAAAGGCCUUCAGCCAGAGCGCAUACCUUAUUGAGCAUCAAAGAAUUCACACUGGAGAAAAGCCCUACGAAUGUAAUAGGUGUGGGAAAGCCUUCAUUAAGAACUCGUCCCUCAUUGUACACCAGAGGACUCAUACAGGAGAGAAACCCUAUCAGUGUAAUGAAUGUGGAAAAGCCUUCAGUCGGAGCACAAACCUUACAAGGCAUCAAAGGACUCAUAUGUGAGGAAAGUUUCCAUUGGCCUCCUGAUGCUAAUUAACUCUUCAUUAAUAAUCAGUAAAGUCAUAUUGGUGUAAACUCCUAAGAAGUGUAACAAAGAUGGGAAUCUUUUGAUUGAAAUGCAAUAUGUCAUGUAAGAUAGUACAAACCACAGCAUAGGAACCAUUAUAAAAAUGGAGAUCACCUUUAUUCAGAAGGUAAAACCUAUUUUAUAUCAGAAGGUUUGAAUAGCUAAUAUAUAAAUGAUGAAGAUUUAUGAUGGAGAUAAGUUCUAUUGUGUCACACUGCAGAUUCUCCUUUGGACAUCACAGAGUUCACACAGGAGAGAAAAUAUGACAGUACUUGGUUGGACAGACACACCUGGUAUGUAGUUCUGAUCUGCAACUAACCUGCACAAGUUACCACUUUUUACCAGGUUACACUUUCCUUAUCUAGUAAAUGAGAUAUUGUAGAUUUAGCAUGCCUUCAAAAAUUUCUGUUAGCUAAAAUGUU